Messenger RNA from Spodoptera frugiperda (fall armyworm), 7251 nucleotides. Its product is annotated as NBAS subunit of NRZ tethering complex. Gene Ontology annotation, molecular function: SNARE binding. The coding region runs from base 143 to 7183 and encodes 2346 amino acids. The record is from RefSeq and is a predicted model, not a curated record. Gene Ontology annotation, biological process: retrograde vesicle-mediated transport, Golgi to endoplasmic reticulum. Gene Ontology annotation, cellular component: Dsl1/NZR complex; endoplasmic reticulum membrane. The transcript has 44 exons. NCBI's taxonomy places the organism in Eukaryota, Metazoa, Arthropoda, Insecta, Lepidoptera, Noctuidae.
GUCAAAAACAUACGGUCAAUAUCAAAUGACGUUUUGUGUUUUUAAAUCGAUCAAUCUGCAAUGCAACUAGUUUUUGAGAUUUUGGAGUAAAAUAGUAUAAUGUAUUAAGAGAGAAAGGUAAACAAGAAUAACAAAUUCUAUAAUGGAUGAAAAGAAGUCUAUCUUACAUGAAUUAUACGUGUUUUCUGAAUGGAAACCAGAGCCAGAAUACAUACAAAAGCCUGACAGUAUAUUACCUGAGAAUAUAUCAGCACUUUGGAGAUGGGUGAACUUCCUCGGUCCGAAAAAAAAUCUUCUUGAUGGUGUAACAGCACAUUUAGAAAAACAACAAAAGUGGCAUAUUGCACUGGGAGAUGAAGGCAAAGUUAUUGCUGUGCUGACAGACAAUAUUUUAGAGAUCAGAACCAAGCGGUCCGAGUAUGCAACAAUUGCAGCUAGAACUACAGUGAGCCGAGAUGCCUAUCCACAAUGGAGAAAGUUAGUGUGGAGUCCUGACUGCUCUCUAUUGGUGCUGGCUUAUGGAAACGGUGUAGUCAGCUUCUUUGAUUUGACUGCUUCCAACCUUUUUAACAUUCCUACUGAUUGUUCCAGACCAGGAGGUUUAGAAUGCACAGAUAACACUCACGCUGUGGCGGACAUUAUAUUUAUGCCCCUGAGAGUAAAAGAUACGAAAUGGAACUGGGAGGUGGUGGUGGUGACGUUCGACGGGCGGCUGCGCGGGUUCCUGGUGUCGCAGACGGACGCCUGCAAGCUGCACCACUCCUUCCGCUUCCCGGGCGCCGUGGCCGCGCUGCGCUACUGCGCGCCGCACUCCACGCUGUACGUCGCCGGCGUGCCCCGGGGACCCGCCAAGGAGCCGGGCAGCGCGCUGGGCGCGGGGCUGUCGGCGUGGCGCAUCCUGAACGAGGAGCCGUACUACAAGCUGUCCGUCGUGUCCGACGACGCGGACGCGCUCGCCAACGACCGGUUCAAGUUCUACGUGCCCUUCGGAUAUUCCAAUAAUCUGGCUUUCAUAGUCCGUAUGGAGGUGUCCCCGGACGGGUCGCGGCUGGUAUGCCUGCACUGCACCGGGGAUGUGUCGGUAUGGCGCCUGCCGCUGCUGCGGCUGGAGUACCGCUGGCCGCUGGCCGCGCAGCCACACCACGACCUCAGGAACCCGCUCGCUGGAGACGACAGACCCGGGAACAAGAAGGACCUCACCGCAUUCUAUCCGGCGGAUAUCAACUGGUGGACUAAUGAGGAAAUAAUAGUAUCGCGAUUUAGCGGGGCAGUCACCAUUUGCGACAUUGAAACUAUGGCCAACAUACUCGGGAAGAAACCUGAAUUUUUCCAGGGAACGCCGCAGAUCACGCGCGCGCACGGCGGCACGCUCAUGGUGCUGGAGUGCGAGACCAACGUGCUGCCUGCCAAGAAGUCGCGCAGCGACGACUCCAUGGAGGUAGUGAAGGUGGAAACCGAUUCCGAAGACACGAUGCUAGAGCUAGCGAAGGAGCUGAUCAAGUCGCUGCUGUACGCCAUCACGGACAUCGAGACGUUCCAGCCGAAGCCGCGGCGCAUCACUGUAGUGUCGCGCGUCUACCGACUGCUGGGGCUCAAGAGCACCACGCCCACUGAACUCUUCUCUCGGAAGAUAGAGGGCGGCGCGUACGGCGAGGCGCUGUCGCUGGCGGCGCGGUUCGGGCUGGACAGCGACCUGGUGUACCAGCAGCAGUGGCGCCGGACGCCCGUCUCCAGCGACGCCAUCCACAACUACCUGAGCAAAGUAUCGAAGAAGAUCUGGGCGGUGCACCAGUGCGUGGACCGGCUGCCGGAGACUCUGCCCGCCGCCCGGGACCUGCUGCACUUCGGCCUGCAGCUCACCAACGAUACUAUCCUGGCCGAGAUCAACAAGGAGCGCUGUGCCCCGCUGGCGCGGCCCGAGGACAUCCGGCCCGCGGACCUCAACGCAUACACCAGCGAGCUGCUGCGCUGCCGGCACGUCAUGCUCUUCUACAGGGAGCGGCUCAAGCUGUACGAGUCCAUCCUGAAGUGCGAGAAGUCGACGUACGUGAAGGACGAGUACGACCGGCUGCGCAGCGACAGCAUCGUGCAGAGCGCGCUGCAGCUGGCGCGCGCCGGCCGCGUGGCCGCGCUGGCCUGUCUCUGGCCGCAGCUGCCGCCGCCCGCGCGGCUCCGCGCGCUCGCCGCGCUGCCCGAGACCACGUCGCCGCUGGAAUAUCAGGCGCUGCUGCCGCCGCGCCCGCCCGCGUCGCCCGCCUCGCCCGCGUCGCCCGCCUCGCCCGCGCCGCCCGCGCCCGCGCUGCCCGACCCCGACUGGUGCCGGAACGACAUCUUCCGGUCCAUUUGGAGCUCGAACUGGUCGGAGGACUCGAGCCCGGACUCCGAGACGGCGGGCGCGGCGCCGGGCGAGGCGGAGACGGAGUCGCUGAGCGCGUGGUACGCGGCGCGCGCGCGGCACAUCGAGGCGCGCAGCGGGCUGGUGUCGCACGCGCUGACGCUGGUGGCGCUGGGCGCGGCGGCGGGGGUGGCGGCGCUGGACGACGUGCUGUUCCACCUCACCACGCUCGACGUGCUGCUCUACGACAUCAACGUCGAGGGCGUCUCGCUCGACCAGCUGCAGAACAUGUCCACGCUGGAAGUCUGCUCCGUGCUCAUGAAGAUGUCUACCCCGCAGACGUUCGUGUCGGAUUUGAAGCAGUUCGUGGUGCCGUACCUGAAGCGGUGCGAGACUCUGUCCAAGUGCAACGACUCGUGCGUCACCGGACUCAUCGCCUACCUCGAGAGCAUCAGCGUGGACGACCUCUCGCCCAUACUACUGGUGCUGCAGUCCCCCGCGGAGUUCGAGCUGGACGUGCGCACGCACCUGGAGCUGGUGGAGCGCUGUCUGUUCGCGCACACCGGCACCGACCAACUCGACAAGGCCUGCGACCUACUGCACACGCUGCUCAAGGAGAGCGACGGCAGCAUCAGUAGCAGCUCGCUGGUGCGGCGCGUGCGCUGCGUGGAGCGGCUGGUGGCGGGCAGCGAGCGGCUGGCGUGGCGCGGCGUGCUGGUGCCGCCGCGGGAGCUGCUGCGGCUGCGCGACGAGCCGCAGCGCGCCGCGCAGCUGCUCACCAAGGUGGCGCGGUCCCUCGCACUCAGGGAAGAAAAGCCAACUCCACAGGACUGGGAUAAGCUACUCAAAGACUUACUGGAACUACAGAGCACAUUGUUUUGCCGCGUCACUAAAGAUAAAUGCUAUGAGAUCUACGCGCUGGCGCUGCUGACGUCGGGCGACGCGGGCAGCAUCAAGCUGGCGCGCGGCGUGCUGGCGGUGUCGCCGGCGGGGGGCGCGGGGGCGGGCGCGGGGGGCGCGGUGCCGCACGCCGCCAGCGUGGCGCUGGUGUCGGCCGCCGCCACCGAGUACUUCAACUCCGCCAACAGCCUCGUCGACCCCGCGCUGGACUUGGCCAAAUGUUGCCUGCAGCUUAUAAACGCCGAAAACGUGGAAAUCCAAAAGGAGUUGGACUUGAUCAAUGCGCUUCCCAUCCUGCACUCGUUCAACGUGGGGGUCCUCCCCGUACAAGUUCGUAUAUGUGAAGAUAGGAUGUCGCUGAUAGAGGCGUGCCUGAUGUUGGAUCCCAACGCGUACCUAGCCAGCCACAAGUUGUUGAAGCUCGCCACCUUACUGAGGAUAGCGGAAGACGACGAACAGGCGAGGGAGGGGCAGGUGCUGCAGCUGGCGGCGCGCCACGCCAUGGCGGGCGGGGGCGCGGGGGGCGCGGCGGCGGUGGAGCUGGCGCGGCGGCUGGCCACGCUGCGGUACGCGCCGGCGGCGGCGCUGCUGGUGGAGGUGGGGCGCGCUGCGCACGCGCACGCCGACGCCGCCACGCGCCGCCUGCUGCUGGCCGCGGCGCUGGCGCACUGCGCCGCGACGGACAUCGAGCCCAACCUCCGCGACAGAAUGGCCCUGGAACUAGAGAGCCUGCAACAAAUGGGCGUGACGCUCAGAGACCACAGCAGUCUCGGCGAGCGGUGGCCUUCCACGGACGACGAAUUCGCUGACGCCGUAACAACGCCCAUGGUGGAGAAGAAAGACCUGGUGCCCGCUCAAUCGGAAGUGAAGAUUCCACUGUUCAACUAUCUGCUGGACACUUUCCAGAAUAAGUUCGCUAUCAGCGAGCAGAAGCCGGCGGCGGGCGGGGCGCAGCCGGCGGCGCCGCACUGCCAGGAGUUCUACCACUCGCUGUACCCGGAGCUGGGCGCGGCGCCCUGCUACUACAGCUACGACCGCUUCUCCCUGCCCGACGCCACGGACGGGCCGCUGGCCGUCGGACAGAACGUGCUCAAGUGGUUCUACAUCCAGAACUGCUUGGAGGAGGGCGCCACUUGCGAGUUGGAGACGGAAGUGGUGCAGCGCUGCGCGGAGGAGCUGCUGUACAAGGACACGGCGCUGGGCGUGGCCUGCCUGCUGCGCGCCGCGGGGGGCGCGGGGGCGCGCCGCCUGCUGCAGCAGCCCGCCCCCGCGGCCGCGGCCGCCGUGCUGUACGCGGAGCUCGUGCACUGCAACUGCAACAUACUGCGCGACAACGCCUACUUCACCAAGCCCGCAGAGAUGGCGCGGGUGGCGCUGGGCGCGGGCGUGGAGCUGGCGCUGGUCCGCGCCUGCCUGGAGCGGCUGGCGGCGGCGGGCGACGUGGACGCGCUGCGCGAGCUCGGCUACUCCGUCAACGGGCUGCUGUUCAACGCCGACGCGGACUACCGCCGCGAGGUCAUCUACAGGCUGGCCAGGUCGGCGGAGUGGUCGCGCGUGUCGCUGGCGGUGCCGCUGGCGCGCGCGCGCGGGCUGUGCGCGCUGGACGUGUGGCUGCAGCACGCCGCGGCGGCGCUGCGGGCCGCGCCCCCCGCCACGCCCGCGCCCCCGCCGCCGCUGGACGCCGUGCCGGGGGCGCACGCUCGUAUAAAGGAAGCUCUCUGGCCUCUCAUCCCGGGCACGGAGCACAACGCGCUGAUCAUGUUCUUCUCGCUGCUGAAGAGUGUGGACGAGAAGGCCCUCAUAGGCCCCCUCACUGCCGCGGAACAUAUCAAACUGCUGAAGAAAGCCAAGGCUGCCUCUCCAGAGCUGGACUACAAGGUGCUGGUGUCGUGCGGCGGGGGCGCGGGGGGCGCGGACUUGGGGGGCGCGGAGGGCGCGGACGUGGCGGCGCACGUGGUGUGCAUCCUGCGGCCGGACAACGUGGCGCUGCUCAGCAAACUGCUGCGCACGCUGCCGCCCGCGCUCAGCCUGCCCACCUCGCUCAACGCCAUCCUGGCCCGCUGGCUCACCAGGCACUUCUUCAGCGUGAGUACUGCCGCCCGCGCUCAGCCUGCCCACCUCGCUCAACGCCAUCCUGGCCCGCUGGCUCACCAGGCACUUCUUCAGCGUGCCCAGCAACGCGGCCAGCAAGAAGUGGAUGCAGCAGUACCGGCAGUGCGCGAGCUACUUCAACAAGCUCACCAAGCACGAGCUGCUGCAGUUCGUGGAGGACACCUGCUUCAGCGACGAGGCCAUCCAACGCGUUCCAGCCGGGACCCGCAACCUGAUGAUAAUGCAAGCCGUGGACUACUGCCAGCAGGAACAGGAAAACGACUUCAAGUUCAACAAGAACGAGCAGUCGUGGGCGGCGGCGGGGCAGGAGCUGUCGCGCUGGGCGCGCUUCCUCGACAACCUGCACUCCGACACCGUGCAGCACCUGCUGCACUCCGCCGCGCUGCCCGCGCUCGACAUAUGGCCAGAAGUGGAGAAGAGCCACGGCGACCCGGAGCGGCUCGUAGACUGCCUCGCGCGCGGCAUACUGCAGGCAGAGAUACGGCCCGGCGCACUGACGCGGCUCCUGCAGUGUCUACACGUGCCCGUGCAACCAGACCAGCUACUGCAACACGUCGCGCAGCACUGCCACUCCGCCAGGUACAGUGCUACAGCCCCCCAGUUACUGCAACACGUCGCGCAGCACUGCCACUCCGCCAGGUACAGUGCUACAGCCCCCCAGUUACUGCAACACGUCGCGCAGCACUGCCACUCCGCCAGGUACAGUGCUACAGCCCGCCCAGUUACUGCAACACGUCGUGCAGCACUGCCACUCCGCCAGGUACAGUGCUACAGCCCGCCCAGUUACUGCAACACGUCGUGCAGCACUGCCACUCCGCCAGGUACAGUGCUACAGCCCCCCAGUUACUGCAACACGUUGCGCAGCACUGCCACUCCGCCAGCGACGUGGAGGUUCUAGUGUCGCGCAUGACCGCGUACAGUAAAGAAGGGGUGAAGCUCCCCGAGGAACUGUUAGAGACGGUGAUGCAGAAAGCUUCAGAAUUUGCGGUGCCUCCCCACAAGCAGAUUGGUCUACUGUCUCUGAGCCAGAAGACGAGGGUCCAUGAUAGCGACGACAUGCUCAAGAUUUCACAAUUCAGUGUGGAGCUAUUCCGCACUGAGUGGCCGGACUCUGACCACGCUGAGAAACUGACCGAUGAGAUGUUACUCAGCGAGGAAGGUCGUCGCGAUGCUUUCAGCAAGUUCCUGUCGCUGGCCGACUCCUGGCAGCGCAAGAAGGCGCUGGUGGACGUGCUCCAGUGCUGGCCGCCCACGAGGAACAGUGAUUCGAGGAGCCUGCAUUGUGAAUACUUGCACCACCUCCUCGCCGACAAAUCAAAUCAGACGGAAAACUUAAUGCUCAUCAAGUUAUUAUUGCAGCGUCCCGUACUUACCGCAGAGGAGGUGAAAUGGCUCGCUGAUAAUGUAGGCCCUGAAUCUGUAAUUAACGCUAUUUGGGUUCUACUACUCAGCAAAACAGAACAUUUCAAAGAUAACAUCUUGAACUUAGCCCUUCAGCAUAAGACAUUCCUCCAAAAUCAUGAAAUAGACGAAGAUCUGAUCAAAGAACUCUUAGAUAACGGCAUGUUUAUAAAACUGGUGCCGUGCCCGCUGUACGCGUCGCUCAUCAACUACAUCAUCGGGCGGCAGGCGGCGGGCGACGAGGCGGGCGCGUACAGCGUGGCGUGGGCGGCGGCCGAGCUGGGCGGCGCGCGCCUGGCGGCCGAGGCCGGCCAGCUGCGCCUGGCCGCGGCCGGCCUGCCCGCCUCGCUGCGCGGCUUCUCGCAGGCCGUCGUCGCGGGCUUGGCGGAAUCGGCCCGAGCCUUUGCUUAUUUCAAAGAUGUCUUAGAUGAAUAAAUAUUGUAUUUAUACCAAUCGGUGUCUGUAUUCUAAAUGUGUAAUUAAUAAAUUAUGGCUACAAAAAU